GACUCGGAGCCUCUGUUUCUUCAUCUGUAAAAUGGAGAUCCUAAGAGUCACUUCAUAGGAUCACAGUGGGGAUCAAAUGAGACAAUAUGUGCUUAGCUCAGUGCUCAGUGCCUUGUAAAUGCUCCAGGAAUGGCAGCGUGUUCUGUCAUUAAGUCCUGGCAACUCCUUCACCCUUGCCACGACCUGCCUGGAGAGAGACCCUUUGUGACUCAGCCACGAGUCACAGCCCCUCCCCCUUCAGAGCCUGCUUUGGGGACCCCAGCCCAGCCCCUCUGUGGGUGCGCUAAUGAGGAAGAAGAGCUGGGAAAGGAGGGUCCCCUUGCCCCGCUCCAGAGGCUGGGCGGGGUGCAUCACCUGUGAUUUCGUGUUCAUUUAGCAAGCUUUCGGAUGGGUCACUUCCCUCAACAUUUUACUCCUCCAUCCACGAACUCAUUCGACACAUUCGUUGAGUACCUACCGUGGGUUGGGCUGAACGUCCUAGAAGUAUACAGCCAUGAAAAAGACAAACUCAAGUGUGGCCGACAGAAACCGAACGAGAAAACCACUCAACGUACGGCACAGCUUGUGGGAAGUCCUACAGGACGAGACUCGAGAGAGGCACGGGCGGGCUGGGUGCGACGGGACCGUCUUUCUCUCUUGGUCCUGCUUUCCCAUCAACCUUGUAAGUUGAGGGGAACCUGGAUAUGGAACUUUCUGCAAAGGAGAGGCUUCCCCGCUUUCCUGCCGGGGUGCCGAUCGAUCGAGAAACUUGGGGAGUGAGCCGGGGACCUGCAUUUCCGCAAUUUUCUAGGAGGAGAUGCAGAUUCAGGAACCCGGGUCCUGGAUCCUAAUCAGCCUUGGGCGGCAGUGACGGAGGCGGGCAUCCGUGAGACUUUGGUUCCCUGAGUGCUUCCUAGGACGGAUUCCUGGCAGGGGAUCCCGGGGGGGGGCUCACCUGUGGGCCUGCUUUUCUGGCUUCUGCUGUUUCCAAGGAGGAUCCCCGAGGACGCCCAGGGCAGCGCGCAGCACCCGUGCAGGGGAGAAUGUGCAAAUGGCUCGGUGCUUCUGAAGCAGAACUGGAGUUCGUUGAGAUCACCAUCAUCGUGGUGGUGGUGAUGGUGAUGGUGGUGGUGAUCACGUGCCUGCUGAGCCACUACAAGCUGUCUGCGCGCUCCUUCAUCGGCCGGCACGGCCAGGGCAGGAGGAGAGAAGACGCCCUCUCCUCGGAAGGAUGCCUCUGGCCCUCGGAGAGCACCGUGUCGGGCAACGGAAUCCCAGAGCCGCAGGUCUAUGCUCCUCCGAGGCCCACCGACCGCCUGGCCGUGCCCCCCUUCACCCAGCGGGACCGCUGCCUCCGCUUCCAGCCCACCUACCCGUACCUGCAGCACGAGAUCGACCUGCCGCCCACCAUCUCGCUGUCGGACGGGGAGGAGCCCCCGCCCUACCAGGGCCCCUGCACCCUCCAGCUGCGAGACCCUGAGCAGCAGCUGGAGCUGAACCGGGAGUCCGUGCGCGCGCCCCCGAACAGAACCAUCUUCGACAGCGACCUGAUGGACAGUGCCAUGUUGGGCGGCCCCUGCCCCCCCAGCAGUAACUCGGGCAUCAGCGCCACGUGCUACGGGGGCGGCGGGCGCAUGGAGGGGCCGCCCCCCACCUACAGCGAGGUCAUCGGGCACUACCCCGGGUCCCCCUCGUUCCAGCACCAGCAGAGCAGCGGGCCGCCCUCCUUGCUGGAGGGGACCCGGCUCCCCCACGCACACCUCGCCCCCCUGGAGAGCUCACCCGCCUGGAGCAAAGAGAAAGAUAAACAGAAAGGACACCCUCUCUAGGAAUCCCGGGGCCGGGGCCGGGCAGCAGUGAGUAUAGGAAAAAAAGAAAAAACAGAAAGGCGAAACACUCCGCACUUCCGAAACCAGAAGACAGAGGAGGACCGGGCGGCACCCAGAAAAUGUGGCGCGUAUCCAUCCUUUCCCCCUCUGUGUAUAAAUAUUUACAUGUUCUGUCUGGUCUGAAUGCACAAGCUAAGAAAGCUUGCAAAAACAAAAGAAAACAAAACAAAACAAAAAAAAAAACCACGUUUCUUUGUCGAGCUGUGUCUUGAAGGCAAAAGAGAAAAAAGAAAAAAAAAAAAAAACCUACCCUAGUCUUUUCUGUUCCUAGUUGAGCUGCGUGCGUGAAUGCUUAUUUCCUUUCGUUUGUUUAUGAUGAUUUCACUUAACUUUAAAGACCUAUUUGCACAAAACCUUUGUUUAAAGAUCUGCAAUAUUAUAUAUAUAAAUAUAUAUAAAAUAAGAGAAGUAUUGUGAGGGCAGGAGUAUUUUUGUAUUAGAAGAGGCCUAUUAAAAAAAAAAAAGUUGUUUUCUGAACUAGAAGAGAAAAAAAAGGCAAUUUUUGAGUGCCAGGUCAGAAAGCGUGUAUUACCUUGUAAAGAAGAAGAAGAAGAAGAAGAAGAAGAAGAAAAAAAAAAAACUACAAAGCAGGGGUUUAGAGUUAUUUAUAUAAAUGUUGAGCUUUUGCACUAUUUUUUAAUAUAACUAUGUCAGUGCUUGUUUGAUGGAAACUUCUAUCGUGUCUGUCGAGACUUUUAAGGGGGAAGCGGCGGAAUUUGGCAGCGGCCGUCUGGCAGAGGGCGGGCUCUGCACGGAGUUGGGGGAGGCUUCCGGAGGGGGCGCUCCUCCUGCGUAAGUGGAAGCUUCUGUCUAGCGGUCGGUUGUUACCGCCUCAUACAUUCCCCACCGGAGGAGACGCAUUUCCCCCUCUGGGCCGGCACAGCCUUUGGAUGGCAGACGAGAUGGGGAAAUCGGUCACCCAGUGCCAGGGUGGUGGCUUUGCCUUGCCCCAGAUGAAAAUAAACUGUUCCUGAAGGAUCUUAGUUUUUCCUCCUGUUUUUUAAGCAUGAGCCCCCUCCCCCUCCCCCCAGGAAGGGGCUGAGGCGCCCCCUUUGCCGCCGCUGCCGCUGCCGCUCCCGGAGCGCGUUGCCGGGACCCGCCGGAGAGGUUGGGGUGGCUGCUUUCCGUGCGGACGAUCCGGCGGGUCCAGGACUUCUCAGCUGAGGGUGGCGGAGGCCACCGGCAGAUUGGAAAGGCCCCCGAGGAAUUCGACCUCAUCCCUGGCUUUCUCUUUACGUAGCAGUUCUCACCGAACAGGCCAACAAACGGGACACCAGAGAGAAAAAGUGACACGCGCAGGUGUCUCCCAGGACACGCCAGAGGGUUAACGCGAAGAGAACCAGCACCGACAACGGGGAAACCGGCGUAAACCUGUGCUUUAUGUUUUCAGAUCAGAAUUGAAUUCUUUACCUCCUCUCCCACACGUCCAUUCCUCUCCCCGUGGAAACAGUCGUGUUUGGCGUGUCCGUGUGUCUCUGUUUUCCCAGCAUCUGUAUCAGAUACGAGUCUCGUUUGCCAGGGUUUUGCCGAGUGGAUUUCGGGUUGGCAGGAUCCCUUGGUGGCCUGUGCAGGCGAGGGCGCGUGAGUGGGCACACGUGUGUGACAGUGGCAGGCCGGCCAGCGAGGGGGGGGGGCGCCCCUUGGGAUCUACUGGUUCACAUUCCAGGGGGUGACCCCCCCCCCCCCCGCCCCCCGGUCCCUUCCUCCCCGAGCUGUCUUUUCCUUCUGGAAGAAUGCUAACUGUCAGACUAACGCGAGAGAAGGCAUAUGGGCAAUAACUUGUUUCUAAGCAACUUUUUUAUUACUUAAACACCUGAGAACAGUUUUGAAGUUCUGACCAUUUGAACUCUAUUUAUACGCACAUUUUAAGAGCGUGGUGACCAACAGAUAAACGCGGACUCUGGGCGUUCGCUGCUGACCAGCCUGGCAGAAGGUUCUUGUACUUUGACAAUAAAAAGCUGCCUCUCCGUGGGGUCCUCGGCCUAAACUUUGCUCCUCUCUCAGAGAGGAUGCUUUUUGCAAGUCGUGCUGAGAACUCGGUGUAAUUUGUCCUAAAAGGUACAGGGACACGUUUAUAGAUUUAAAAAAAAAAACAACAAAACAAAAAUUUUUUAAGCUGUAUCUCUCCUUUCCGCGAAGAGUCAGUCUCCCUAGUGCCUUACUGAGGAAGCAGUGUCCUCUCGUCACCGGUUGGGGGGCAUCCCUGGGCAGUGUCUCCGUCACCCCCCCCCCCCCUCCCGGGGACUGGCCUUUCCACUCGAGGGCUGCGGCUGCUUCUCGAACACCCCCAUAGCCCUCUCGGUGCCCGGUCCCGCCCGCCCUCCCACCGUGGAGGCGCCUGGCCCAGCCAGGCGACCCCCUCCUGCCCCUCCUCCUUGUCACCUACUGGGUCCAGUCCUGUGCCAACUCCCGGGCGGGUUGUGAGCCCGGACGCCGACCUCGUCUGCCUGGGCAACGUCGGGCCCAGGCGUGGCCCGGGUCUUGGCGUGGAUCCUGUUGCCUGGCCGUGUGGUCUGUGUGGGAGGAAGCAGGAGGGUGGGCUCCUGACCUCAGCGGGCUUGAGGGCAGAGCGCAUCUCCGCGAUCACAUCCCGGGACCGCUGGGCCGCAGGGCCCCGGGGUUUCGUGCCCAGCACAGGCCCCUUGCAGAGGCUCCCGGCAGAGAGGCCGGGCGAAGUCGGGGCGCAUCCCGAGAAAACCGGGGGGGGGGGGGUUCUGGAAACUGCUAGCACUAAGCUCUUGGUCUCGGGGGGUGUAUUCGUUCCCUCCAGAUGCUGGCCGCCAUGCCCUUGUCGCUGAAAAGGCUCUGAGCACCCCUCGGGAGGCCCCCUUUUGCCAGUAAAAAGUUCGGGGUCCUCGGCAGUGGCUGGUUGGAGGGGGACCGGCUGGGGCUUUCUCUUGUCCUCGGUUCCCUGCUUCUCAACCGCAUUUCCUCCCGAGGAAGCGCAUCCCCCCCCCCCCCCCCCCCAAGCCCGGGUCUCCGCAGGCCGACUUAGCAGGGGCCCUAAGAGCCACCCGUGUCCCCCACAAAGUGUUCUUUGCAAGGAGCUGAGACUCCCCUCGCCCCCCACGUCUAGUGAACACCAGGCCAGGGCCAGAAAGCGAGUCUGUCCCCUGUCCUUGUCUCCGCUGUGAAUGGUAUGUUUCCGAACUUGUUUCCUACGUGCCCACAAAGCUUCCAGAUGCAGACGACAUCCCAGCGAUCAGGAAAACUACAAGUGUCGUUUUGUUUUGUUCUGUUUGCCCUGGAAGCCGCGCUUCGAAUUUUGCUGUACUGUAGCGCCCAGAAGGACACGCCUUGUCGUUUGCCUGCCCGAUUCCACGGCGGUGUGCUCCUGGCACGCUUGUACGUUGCGUUCCUGGCGGUGAAGCCGCUCUCCUUUGCAGCCCUGUUUCCCGAGUUCUGUUCAAGUUAAACUCAUGUAAAUUCCCCGUGGCACGCUGGGUGCGGCGCCCACGUUGCUGCCACGUGAGACUCUGUAUUUGGAUGCCAAUCCACAGGCCUGAUGAAAUCGCUUCUUGUGUAUCAAUAAUCCUUAGUGGCAAUGAUGACUUUCUGAAAAGCUGCAAUACUUACACAAUAAAUUUUACAAUUCUUUGGAA
Prionailurus viverrinus (fishing cat) is the source of this 5470-nucleotide messenger RNA. RefSeq names its product prostate transmembrane protein, androgen induced 1 (gene PMEPA1). The transcript is spliced from 4 exons. The record is from RefSeq and is a predicted model, not a curated record. Gene Ontology annotation, cellular component: Golgi membrane; early endosome membrane. Gene Ontology annotation, biological process: negative regulation of transforming growth factor beta receptor signaling pathway. The coding region runs from base 1023 to 1808 and encodes 261 amino acids. NCBI's taxonomy places the organism in Eukaryota, Metazoa, Chordata, Mammalia, Carnivora, Felidae. Gene Ontology annotation, molecular function: R-SMAD binding.